Phaeoacremonium minimum UCRPA7 is the source of this 900-nucleotide messenger RNA. RefSeq names its product putative carbohydrate esterase family 1 protein. Gene Ontology annotation, molecular function: hydrolase activity. NCBI's taxonomy places the organism in Eukaryota, Fungi, Ascomycota, Sordariomycetes, Togniniales, Togniniaceae. Gene Ontology annotation, cellular component: extracellular region. The record is from RefSeq and is a predicted model, not a curated record. The transcript is spliced from 4 exons. The coding region runs from base 1 to 900 and encodes 299 amino acids.
AUGCAACUUCUAAGCCUUGCAGCUCUGACAGCCCUAGUGGCGCUUGGCAGCGCCCAGGGUCUUACAAAGGUCAACGACUUCAACGCUGGGCCUACAAAGGUCGGCAUGUACGCCUAUGUGCCAAAGAAGCUUACUACUCCAGCUCCCAUCAUAGUGGCAGUUCACCAUUGCCAGGGCUCGGCACAAGGAUAUUCAAGUGAGUCUGGUUACAUGCCAUUGGCAGACCAGCAUGGCUUUAUCCUGAUCUACCCCAACUCCAAGUCUGGAGGGGGCUGUUUCGACGUUGCUUCUACAUCCAGCUUAACACACAAUGGCGGCGGCGAUAGUCAGACUAUCAUCAACAUGGUCAAGUACGCAGUAGAGCAUUACGGCGGCGAUGCUAACCGAACUUUCGUGACUGGCACCAGCUCUGGUGCUAUGAUGACCAACGUACUUGUUGGUGCCUAUCCGGAUGUCUUCAAGGCAGGCUCAGUCUACUCUGGUGUUCCAGACGGAUGCUUCUACGUUCAGGGUUCGACUGCAACUCAGGAUCCGCCUGGUUGGGCCAAUUCAUGUGCCAAUGGUCAACUCACAAAAACAGCGCAACAGUGGGGUGAUCUAGUACGCUCCUACUACCCAGGAUACACAGGGCCAAGGCCACGAAUGCAAAUCUUUCAUGGAACCGCUGACAACACCCUUGCCUAUCCAAACUACCAAGAACAACUCAAGGAAUGGUCUAACGUCCUAAACGUCUCCCUGACAAAGACAGCUCAAAACACUCCCCAGAGCGGCUACACUCAGAGUCUCUAUGGAGAUGGCACAGCAGCAACAGCACAACUCGUUGGCUACAGCGCUCAGGGUGUUGGCCACACUGUACCGAUACACCAGUCGAUGGAUCUUGCAUUCUUCGGGAUUGCAUAA